AUGUUCAUUCUUACCACCAUCUCCGAUCUGAUUCAGAUCGCGCCUCAAGACUUCUCCAAAUUCAGUGCAGUGGCGAUUGAAGAUAACAUUAAUGAGAAAUAUGCAAACAAAGUCAGUGGCUCUAAUUCUCGAGAGCUCUUCAGUGGAGAGGCAUUCUCGGUCAUUCAAAAGAUCGGCCUCUGCAUCAGCUUCUAUGAUCUGCUGGAGUCGUCAGAUGGCCUGAUCGGCCAUGGAACUGGCUUGGUCAAUGUUAAUGUCAAAUUCCGCAUGAUUGUCUUCCGACCUUUCAAAGGCGAGAUUAUGUUGGGCAAGAUUUCCAGUGGCACCGAGCAUGGCAUCAAAAUCAGUACAGAGUUCUUUAAUGACAUUCUAAUUCCUCCAGAUCUUCUGAUGGACGGUGCUAAAUUUGACUAUGCGGACCAGGUUUGGACCUGGGAUAAUGAUGGCACCCUAUUCUACCUAGAUGUGGGUGAAGUGGUCCGAUUCCGCAUCGAGACUGAGGAGUGGCACGAUCAGAUCCCUAAUGCACCGGAUCUCGGCGAUGAAACUCCCACAGAACGCAAGCCUGCCUACUCGAUCUUUGGUUCAAUGCACUUGGCCGGCCUGGGACCCACGGCUUGGUGGUAA
Molecule: messenger RNA, 627 nt
Organism: Penicillium macrosclerotiorum
Lineage: Eukaryota; Fungi; Ascomycota; Eurotiomycetes; Eurotiales; Aspergillaceae
Product: DNA-directed RNA polymerase III subunit RPC25
Exons: 7
Coding region: 1-627 (208 amino acids)
Biological process (GO): transcription initiation at RNA polymerase III promoter; DNA-templated transcription
Cellular component (GO): RNA polymerase III complex
Source: RefSeq, a predicted model, not a curated record